UCAUCCGCUUGGAGCCAAGGGAAUUGAACUGGUGCAUACGAAUUUAACUACCUGAACGGUCAUUACAUUAAAAAGAGUAACAGAUGUUAUCCGACCAGAUGUUACUUGUUUUCUCUUUCAUUCCAAUUUGAGCGCAACCUAUAAAUUAUUCCCGAGGAACUCCACAACACGUGUCCGCGGAAUUGAUUGGAAUAUUCAGAGCCCAGAUUGCAGUUUUUCUUUUUCUUCUUCUUUCAAGUACUUUUAAUCUUUUCCUAAAAUUGUCCGUUUUGAAACGCGAAGUGGCUCCACAGUGGUGUUGCGGCUCCUCUUCCGCGGCGGAUCCGGAGACCGGAGUCUCUGCAGCGGGAGGAGGCGGCGGUGGUGGUGGACCCCCGACUGCGCCGCAGGGUCCCAAAACCGGCCGCGUUAGAAGGAUGGUUAGGUUGGCGGCAGAGUUGCUUCUGCUAUUGGGACUUAUCCUCUUAACUUUGCACAUCACGGUGCUACGGAGCAGUCCGCUGCCACAGGGGAAUGCCACAUUGGACGACACGCAGAUUCCGUCGGUCGCCGAGAGUGAUGUCAGCGUGGGGGGAAGCUCCUCCCCCUCGGUGGAUCGGCGGACAGACAUUGGUGGGACUCUCCAGAGGGAUGGGCCCGGGACCUUCCUCCUGGACCUGCACAAGUUCCCUGACCUCGCCAAGGCCGACAUGAACCGGCAGAACCCCAACAUCCAGGUCACCAUCGAGGUGGUGGACGGGCGGGAGGGGGCGGAGCCUGAGCAGAAGGAGAGUAAACCAGGGCGGGGCUCGUCCGGCUGGCGGGACUGGUGGAGCCGAUCUUCGCCCGCGGUUGCCGGGGGCAACGCCGGCGGUAACCCCGACGACAGCAACUUCCUCAAACCGGAGUGGGAGCGGCGAGGGGGCGGGGCCACGCAGAGAGGCGGGUUUGAGAGCAAGAAGCAGACGGAAUAUGACUACAUGGACGGAGAGGGGGACUGGAGCAGCUGGUCGGCGUGCAGCGUCUCCUGUGGCCACGGCAACCAGAAGCGCACCAGGUCGUGCGGCUACGCCUGCACGGCGACCGAGUCUCGCACCUGCGACAUGCCCGCCUGCCCAGGGAUCGAGGAUGCGUUCAGGACAGCGGCCACUGAAGUCAGCCUGCUCGCCGGGACCGACGGGUUCAACGCUACCGAGCUUUUUGGCGUCGACACGGACAGCUGCGAGCGCUGGAUGAACUGCAAGAGCGAGUUCCUGAAGAAGUACCUGCAGAAGGUGACCUCCGACCUGCCGGGCUGCCCCUGCGCCUACCCCACGGAGGUGGCCUACAGCUCGGCCGACAUCCGCGACGCCGCCUCGGGCCGCGACUUCCGCUGGAAGGACGCCAGCGGCCCCAAGGAGCGCCUGGAGAUCUACAAGCCCACGGCGCGCUACUGCAUCCGCUCCGCGCUGACGCUGCGCUCCGCCACGCUGGCCGCGCAGCACUGCUGCUACGACGACGGCAUGCGGCUGGUCACGCGCGGCAAGGGCGCCGGCUCGCCCAACCUCAUCAGCACCGAGUUCUCCGAGGACCUGCACUACAAGGUGGACGUGCUGCCCUGGGUGCUCUGCAAGGGCGACUGGAGCCGCUACCACCGGGCGCGGCCGCCCAACAACGGCGGGAAGUGCGAGGAGAACCCCGCCGACGAGGACUACGACAAGCAGAUGGAGGAGGCCAGGGAGUUCUGAGCGCCGGAGACGAUGAGGAGGGAAGGGAG
Molecule: messenger RNA, 1735 nt
Organism: Conger conger (European conger)
Lineage: Eukaryota; Metazoa; Chordata; Actinopteri; Anguilliformes; Congridae
Product: isthmin-1-like
Exons: 6
Coding region: 417-1706 (429 amino acids)
Biological process (GO): negative regulation of angiogenesis
Source: RefSeq, a predicted model, not a curated record